AGAACUUUUUGAGCGGCCAUUUAGGCAGCUGGGAGGGACAAGGAGUGGGACUUAAAAAUCAAGAACCAUUACAAGUUCACAAAGAUUUUCAGUAGUUUACUGGUCAGUCACUUGGAAACAACAUUAGGGUUAUUACUACAUUAUUAUAUCGACUUUCGCGAUUUGACCCGAAUUAAAGAGGAAGGGAUUCUUACAAGACAAGACACGUGUGUGGCUGGAAAAAAAAACACGACAAUGAAAUGGCUGACUCCCUCACUGUCUCAGGCUUUCCGGAGGCGAUGGUGGAUGGCCGGCACAGCAGUGGUGGAAAACCUGGGAUUUUCAGCUGUCCUUCUUGGUUGGGGAUCUCUGCUCAUUAUGCUGAAGGGCCAGGGCUUUUACUCUCAUCUUUGCUCAGAAAAUGAGACUGAGGUGGCUAACAUCAGUACUAAGGUGCACAAAGUCUGGGUCAGCUGUGUAGAGCAGGAGGAGAUGCUCAAUCUGGGCUUUACUAUUGGCUCCUUCUUGCUCAGUGCUACCACGCUGCCACUCGGCAUCCUCAUGGACCGAUACGGGCCCAGACCUCUGCGCCUGACCGGGAGCGCCUGUUUUGCUCUUUCCUGUGCAAUGAUGUCUAUAUCGGCAUAUCAUCCUCAAGUCCUCUCUGCUCUCAUCUUCCUUGCUCUGUCACUUAAUGGUUUUGGAGGAAUCUGUUUGACCUUCACAUCACUCACGCUGCCCAACAUGUUUGGGAGCCUCAGCUCCACCGUGAUGUCACUGAUGAUCGGCUCUUACGCAUCGUCCGCUGUCACUUUCCCUGGAGUUAAGCUGAUAUAUAAUGCUGGGGUGCCGUUCACAGUGAUCAUGUGGGUUUGGUCUGCUCUUGCCGUCCUGAUCUUUGUCAACUGUUUGCUGAAUUGGCCAGCGGAGUCGUUCCCCACACCCGAGGAGAUGGAGGAGAUGAAGAAGAUGCGCUCAGGUGACGAAUCUCAGAAAUACGCUCUGGAGGAGAAAAAAGAUCAGCUCAAUCAUUCAAGUGACAAAUUGAAUGAUGCGGCCCUUAGUGAACCACCCCCAGUUCCUUUCCGUCGCUCUGUGUUUUCUCCCAUCUUCCUGUGGAGUCUGAUUACCAUGGGGAUGACACAGCUGCGUAUCAUCUUUUACAUGGGGGCCAUGAACAAAUUGCUGGAGUUUAUGGUUACGCAUGGAGAACCUCACCCUUCUAAGAAACUGGAACAUUUAGCUGAAGAGAAAGUAAGCUUUUAUUCAUCUAUUUUCGGAACGCUGCAGCUCCUCUGCCUGGUCACAUGCCCUCUGAUCGGCUACAUCAUGGACUGGAAGAUGAAGGAGUGUGAGGACGAGCAGAGCCCUACAAAGGAAGAGCAAAGCACUUCUGCCUCCAAACCGAAGCGUGACAGAAAGAUCCAGAAACUGACAAACGCCAUUAGAGCCUUCACUUUUACCAACCUGCUGCUCGUCCUGUUUGGCAUCAUGUCGCUCAUUGACAACUUGCCGCUACAGAUCUUGACAUUUAUCUUGCACACCAUGGUCCGAGGUUUCAUCCACUCCUGCUGCGGGGGAUUGUACGCUGCUGUCUAUCCAUCUAAUCACUUUGGCACUCUGACCGGCCUGCAGUCUAUGAUCAGCGCUGUGGUCGCCCUGCUUCAGCAGCCACUCUUCAUUGCGAUGUUGGGACCACUGGAGGGAAACGGGUAUUGGAUCAACUUCGGUCUGCUGAUCUUUUCACUGGCCGGCUUCCUGUUGCCAGGAUACCUGUUUUACCACCGCAGACACCUGGUGCAACAGAAGGCAUUACGGGACAAGGCCUCUUUAGAGACUCAGGCUCUCAGCCACCCAGAAGCCAAUGGCAUUAAUGGACAUGCACACCAGGAGGCCUAGAUCCUCCGAGGAACAAUCACAGGAAUGUUAAUGCUUUUUAUCCCAAAAAAGUGCAAACCUUAAGCAUAAACAUGGCACGUCAGAUUAGAAGCAGUCAUUAUUAGCCUCACAUGGUGGUGCUGAAUUUAGCUUUGCAUGGCGGUGCUGAAUUUUUCAUUAAAGCCAUACAACUUCAUGAGGACAUUACACACACUACUGUGCAAGAUGUUUGAAUAAACAAACUAUUCAAAAUGCCAUAUUGUUUUUUAACCUUGUAUUUAUUUUGUAACUUGAAAUCUAAAGGCUGAAAGCACCCUGUAUACACGCUCUCCUCCACUUGACUUGACUGUAGACAAGCUACCUCAACCGAUCGUGGCCUCUGUCUCGAUGAGCCGAUUAGUCAGUUUGUCUGUGAAAUGCAUGUUGAUGUUCACUAAAGAGCGUGUAUGUAGAUACAUACCAUGAUUUCAUUUUAUUGUCUUUUUGUCAUGAAAAUGAGAUUUAAAUAAACACAUUAAUGCAGCAUUUCAAACACUAAAGCCAGUGGAAAGGGAUCUCAAGUAUAUAUUAAAGGAUCUGUUUUGAAAUGUUAUGUGCAUACCCUAACAUAUUUUGAAUUUUAUUUCGAACAGCCAUGAAUGGAAAUAUAAAAUCUGUGCUAUUAGUUUGUAUUUUUGUCUUCUGUGGAAAGGAAAUUUUCUGUUUUUUUUUUGCAUAUGCAUUGCUACUAUUGUAUUAUUUUAUGCUCAAUAUUUCAGUACGAUAUUCAUUCUAUUUACUUUUGCUUGCUUGUGUGAUAUCAGCGGUAGACAAAUCAUACAGAAUCCUUCAAUAAUCAGAGGUCAAAGUGAUGAAGAUGUUUCCCUUUUCUGGGGGAUUUUUGCCUUUACGGCCAAAUUUUACUUUGUUCAGUCUGUUACGUGUCUUUGUGUGGAACCUGUGCCUUAUAAAAUUAUACCUCUGAAUGUACAACAUGGUUCACGGAUGCAACCAAAGCUAUUUCAGCCUCCUUAUGGAGGUCACUAAAGCCAUAGAUAAUGUAGAUUUCAGGAAAUGUAAUGAAAAGUUACAAAUAAAAAGUUGUGCAGAAGGA
Tachysurus vachellii is the source of this 2950-nucleotide messenger RNA. It is a transcript of the gene slc43a1a, whose product is annotated as solute carrier family 43 member 1a. Gene Ontology annotation, molecular function: L-amino acid transmembrane transporter activity; neutral L-amino acid transmembrane transporter activity. Gene Ontology annotation, biological process: neutral amino acid transport; transmembrane transport. The record is from RefSeq and is a predicted model, not a curated record. Bases 235 to 1878 code for a protein of 547 amino acids. Lineage: Eukaryota; Metazoa; Chordata; Actinopteri; Siluriformes; Bagridae. The transcript is spliced from 15 exons.